This is a messenger RNA of Falco peregrinus (peregrine falcon), 5111 nucleotides long. RefSeq names its product ankyrin repeat domain 24 (gene ANKRD24). Lineage: Eukaryota; Metazoa; Chordata; Aves; Falconiformes; Falconidae. The record is from RefSeq and is a predicted model, not a curated record. The transcript has 19 exons. Gene Ontology annotation, molecular function: actin binding. The coding region runs from base 2067 to 4916 and encodes 949 amino acids.
UCAGCCGGGACCCCCGGGGCGGGGGGUGACAGGACAGGGCAGGGCAGGGGGUGCUGGUAGGGCCAGGAGGUGCCAGGCCGGGGCAGGGGAUCUCAGGCUGGGGCUGAGGUGCCAGGCCAGGGUAGGAAGCGCCAGGCCAGGGCGUAGGGUCCCAGGCUGGGGCAGGGGGUCCCAGGCCGGGGCAGGGGGUCCCAGCUCGUCAGGGCCCAGCCCAGCCCAGCCCUGCCCCGCACUACCCGCAGCCCCAGACACCCCAGAGGCCCACGGAGCCCGGCCUUGCUGCCCUCAGACCCCCCCACUCCCCCUCCGGGCCUGGCCCCGCCAGCCAUGGCCCCUCGCCUCCCUGCCCCUGGGUGUUGGAGGGGUGCAAGCAGCCCCCUCCCCAGAUGGGGUUUGUGUGUGUGUGUGUGUGUCCCCCGAGCCCCCCCCCGGCUGCCCAGCGCUGCCAGCUGUAACCGCAGCCGUAACCCAACUCCUGCGGCCCCCCCGCGCUGGGCGCUGCGGCAGGUGCCGGGGCACUGGAGCAGCAGGGCUGGGGGCGCCUGGGCCUGGAGCAGUGGGGGAGAGACCCUCGAGCACAGCCAUCCCCCAUCCAGGUGCCACGGGGCUGGGGCUGCCAUGAAGAGCCUGAAGGCCAAGUUCAAGAAGGCUGACGUGAGUGCCAUCCCCAGGGACAUGGGGACGUGGGGACCUGCCCUGGGUAUCUGUGGGGACCUGCCCGGGGAUGGUCCAGGUUGCACAAGGACAUGGGGACCUGGCCUGGGAUGUCCUUGGGGACCUGCCCCAGGAUGAUCCAGGUUGCACAAGGACAUGGGACCCUGUCCCGGGAUGUCCAUGGGGACCUGCCCCAGGAUGUCCAUGGAGACGUGUCCUGGGAUGACCCAAGUUUCACAGGGACACGAGGACCUGCUCUGGCAUGCUCCAAGUUUCACAGGGACGUGAGGACAUGGGGGUCAUCCCCAGGAUGUGAGAUGGCUGCUCACUGUGGGGACAGCAUCCCCAUGGACGUUGGCAGUGCAACCCUGGCUGGUGGGAUUGAGCUCCCGGUGUACCCAAGGGUGCUCCCAGGGCCAUUGUUGGGAGUGGGGCAAAGCAAAGGAAUAAAGGCAUCAGCAGCGAGAAGGAAGCAGGUCCCAGGUCCCCUCCCUGUCCCGCUCCUGGGGACGGCUGCCAGCUUUCCAGCUGCCACCGCCAGUAGAACCAGCAUGUUGAUGCUCCUCAAUUAUUCAGCACCAGCCUGGCACGGGGCCACAGGCUCUCACCAUCCUCCACGCAGGGCAGAGGGUGACAGUGCUGUCCCCAGGGCCCGUAGCAGCACCGGGCAGAUGUGUGCACUGGGGACACAUGGUUGGGGACAUGUGGACACAGGUUCAAGCCCUCCAUUGUGGAGUCUGCAGGCCUGCCCUGCUCAGGGUGCUCUGUGCCUCAGUUUCCCCACACUGCCCUGGACAUUGCUGUGAGUGGGGAGUGGGGAGGGGCUCCGGCUGUCCUGCCACCCCCAGGGCUCUUCCAGGACAGCUGCCCAGAGACCCUUUGCAUUUUGGGGUCCCAUCCUUGAGGGGGGUUUGCUGAGCCCCUGAGACACAGGCAGGGGGUCCUGCCCCUCCCUUGGCCCCAGGGCUGUGGUGGGAGGUAAGUCUGUGCCCCCCAGGGCAGUGCAGGGGGUCCCAUGUCCCCCUCCUCGAGGAGCUGGAUCUGGCAGGAGGAUGCACAUCCGCUUUGUUUGGGGGUGCAUUGCUGCCUCACUUUGAGCAUGGGGUGGGAAAGUUGCCCCCCCGCCCAGCCCCUCCCAUUUUAACUGGGACCAGCCUGGGUGCUGCUCCCUGACUGGGACCUUGGUACCUGCUCCAUGGCAGGGAUGCAGGGAUGCCUGGAGCUCUGGAUGCUGGGGAGGGAGGGAAGGAGAGAAAGAAGGAGGGACUGAGGGAUGGAGGGAGGCGGAUCCUGGCUCCUACUGCGGCAGGACCCGGCCCCCACCCAGGCAGCGAUGCUGGACCGAGCUGGGGUUUGGGGUCCACGGCCUGGAGCCCCAGCCUGCCCUCGCCCAGGCGGGGGGCAAGGGAUGCAUGGCUGCCCGCCACCUCUUCCUCAACACCAUGAAGCAGAUCUGCCUCUGUGCUGCUGCCUCCUUCGCGAGCCAGGACUGGACCAAGAACGAUGAGAAGCUUCUGCAAGCUGUGGACUACAACGAUGCCGGGAGGGUGACAUCUCUCCUCGUCCGUAAGGGCCUGGUCCCCACCAAGCUGGACUCGGAGGGCAAAUCCGCGUUCCACCUGGCCGCCAUGCGGGGCAACGUGGACUGCCUCGAAGCCAUGCUGGCUCACGGCGUGGAUGCCAUGACCAAGGAUAGCUCGGGUUACACUGCCCUGCAUCUGGCGUCCAAGCAUGGCCACCCACAGUGCGUCAGCAAGCUGCUGCAGGCCUCCUGCCCUGUGGACAUAGCUGAUGGCAGUGGCCGAACAGCACUGCACCACGCAGCGGUCAGUGGCUGCAUCUCGUGCUCAGAGAUCCUCUGCGAUUUCAAGGCUCCCUUGAACAUCAAGGACAAGGAUGGCUCCACACCGCUGAUCCUUGCUGCCAAGAUGAGCCACUCGGAGCUGUGCCGGUACCUGCUGCACCGCGGCGCAGCUGUCAACAGCCAGGACCUGCAGGGGAGGACAGCCUUGAUGCUGGCCUGCGAGAAUGGCAGUGUGGAGACAGUGGAGGUGCUCGUCAACGCUGGCGCCCGGGUGGCCGUGGUGGACUCCACAGGUCACGAUGCCACACACUACAGCCUGGCUACGGGCAACGCUCUCAUCCAGCACUUCCUGCAAGAGGCUGCUCAGCGCAGGUCCUGGGCCAGCGAAGAGGAGUCAGCUGAGCAGACAUCCCAGACGUCUUCACCCAGCCAGUCAUCCGUCAGGGAGAAGAACAGCACCCCAAGGAAGAGGAAAGCCCCUCUGCCUCCCCUGGGCAUCCCCGGGCAGGAGGACCGGGAUGCCUAUGAGGAGAUUGUGCGGCUACGGCAGGAGCGGGCACAGUUCUUGCAGAAGAUCCGGGGCUUGGAGCAGCAGGAGAAGCAGAGACGGGAGCAGGCAGAGCUGGACGAGGGCUCCCUGCGCUCCAUGGAGAAGCAGAUCCAGCAGCUGGAGGAGCGGCUGGUGGUGCGGGAUAGAGAGAAGGAGCGGCUGGGCAAGGAGGUGGAGGCUCUGCAGAGCCGCUUGUCCUCACUGGAGAACGAGAGGGAGAACACGAGCUAUGACAUCGAGACACUGCAGGACGAGGAGGGAGACCCACUUGAGUUCCCAGGGGCAGAACUGCUGCUCUCCAAGAAGACGCUGAGCCCCUCGGCCGAGGAGCUGCUGGCCACGCUGCAGGGGCAGGUGCAGUCCCUCACCAUGCAGAACAAGGAGCUGAGGGAGAAAAUACAGGUGCUGGAGAACUACGAGCGAGAUGAGAGCAGCCCGUCCACCCUGGGGGACGUUGUGCCCGCCAGCCUCUACAAAGCCCUCCAACGUGAGCUGGAGCAGUUGCGGGCGCAGCACUUGGAGGUGCCGCAGGGCACGGACGCGAGGGAGGACACAGCCGGUGGGCAGCCAGCGGCGUGGAGCGGUGCCUCGGAGCAUGUCAUGGAGGGGAGCGCGGUGCAGAGGCUCGCCAAGGAGCCGGCCUGGAGCAGGGACGAGAGCAAGGCGGCGCCGGGUGAGCUGCGGGCACACACCGAGGCCUCCUCCGCGGCCGAGCAGGAGGUCGGCACUGAGCUGGCGGAGACCCGGGCAGCCCUGCUGCAGGCGCAGGCAGCGCUGGAGGAGCGGGAGCAGCGGGUGAAGGAGCUGCAGACCCAUUUGGAAGCCAGCGUGGAGUCUGUGGAGGCAACGGUCUCCCUGGAGGAGGCAGCGAGGGAGAGGGAGGCCUUGCUGGAGCGCUGCGGCCGGGCGGAGGCAGAGGCGGAGGCCCUGCGGCGGGAGCUGGAGGCCAAGGCGCGGGACUGGCGAGCAGCAGGUGGCCCCAUGCCCGAGCCGGGGGUGCUGGAGCGACGGGUGGCCGAUCUGGUGCGGCAGCACGAGGAGGUGACAGCCCAGCUGGGGCAGCUGCGGGAGACGCUGGGCCACAGGGAGGCUGAGCUGGGCGUGCUGCGGGAGCAGCUGGCCGCCCGGCCGGUGGGCCGGCAGGAGCACGAGGAAGCCCUGGCACGGCUGCGGCAGGCGCAGGCGGAGGGCUGGGUGCCGCGGGACGAGCACGCCCGGGCCACAGCGGCGCUGGAGGAGCAGGCGCGGGCGCUGCGGGAGCGGGCGGCCCAGCUGGAGGCGGCGGCGGAGGCCAAGGGGCGCAGGGCUGCGCGGCUGGAGGCUGAGCUGGCGGCGGCGGUGCCGCGGGGCGAGCACGAGGCCGCGCAGGCGGGGCUGCAGGCCGAGGCGGCGGCGCUGGCCCAGAAGCUGGGCGAGCUGUCGCGGCGGCACGAGAAGACGUGCGAGGAGGUGUUCCGCGUGCAGCGGCAGGCGCUCUUCAUGAAGAGCGAGCGGCAGGCAGCGGAGGAUCGCCUGGCCGCUGUGCAGAAGCAGCUGGUGGAGGCGCAGGACGAGGCGCGGCGGCUGCGGGAGCUCCACAGCCACGCUGAGGACUCAGCCCGGCUGGUCAAGGACAGGGACAGAAAGAUCACUGAGCUCUCUAAGGAGGUCUUCAGGCUGAAGGAAGCCCUGAAUGCCCUCCCUGAGGCCCGGGGACCACCGCAGCCGCCCCUCAACACUGCUCUGCUCCAGGACAGGAUCCGUGCGCUGGAGGAGAAGCUGGUGGAGACAGAAAAGCGACACAGCAAGGUGGUGAAGCUGUACCGGAGCCACCUGCUCUAUGCAGUGCAGGGCCACAUGGAUGAGGAUGUGCAGAAACUUCUGUGCCAGAUCCUGAGGAUGCAGCAGCUGCAGGAGCAGGGCAGAUGAGUCCCCGCCAGCACGGUAGUGCCGCAGGGGUUGGUGGCACAGCCAGUGACACGGCUGGGGGGACAGACACAUGAUAGCACCCCUGUGCCCCUUUGCUUCUCUGGGCAGCACCCUGUCACUGGCACAUGCACCCCCACCUGCCCCCAGCUGCCCCACACAUCCCAGCACAGCAGCAAUAAAGUAUUUAUACUCACA